AGAGUGCCUUUAGCGGCAGAUCAACAUACAGAGUCCGAACCAUAGGCCACAUAGUACACACAGCACACAAUGCUGGCAAGCAGAAUCCGAACGACUUGCCGGAUGUACACACAGCACAGCAUAAAAAGGCGGCUGAGCUGUCAACACAAAGAGCUAGUUGCUCAUGUCCCUCACUUGCUGGUGCCGCAAGCACCCCACAGUGUGGUCGUUCACCAUACCUACCGCCUGCAUGAACGCAUACAUUAUCUUCGGUCCCGCAUACUUCAUUCCCUUCUUCUUGAGCGCGGCGCUCAUCUCCUUGCUGACCGCCGUCUCGCACGGCACCUCCGACAACUUCUUGUAAGCAUUCUGGACCGGCUUGUCGCCGACAAAGCUCCACAGGUAGGCCGCCAAGCUCCCAUGCUCCUUCUGGAUGCUCUGAGCCGCCUUGGCGUUGGCCACAAAGGCAUCCAGCUUGGCCCUGCUGCGGAUAAUGGACGCGUCUUGGAGGGCCGCUUCGAUUUCAGCGCCGGACAUGGCUGCCACCUUGUCGAUGUCGAAGGCGUGAAAGCGGGCGCGGAAGGCAUCUCGCUUCUUGAGGACGGUCAGCCAGCUGAGACCAGCCUGGGCCCCUUCCAGGCACACCACUGCAUCCAUCGGACACAGAGAGAAAGCGCCAGUGCAAGUGACGAUAGCACCGACCCGUUGACGUGCAUGCCUGUGGCCUACUCUCAAAGAGAUGUUGAUCGUCCCGCGAGGGCACUCCCCACUCCUCAUCGUGAUAGGCAUUGUACAGAGCAUCAUUGCCAGUCAGCCAGUCACAUCGCCUCCUGCCGUCUUUCGCGCCAUCUGCACCAGCUGCUGCCGCCCUGCCUUUCGACGCCUUUGCUGACUUUGCAGGCGGCUCCUCACCAGCAGCAGCGGCUCCUUCGCCCUUGAGGGCGCUCUUGCGCUUGGUUGCCAUCGUCCUGCACCGGUGAUUGGGCUGGAAGUGACGGAGUGAUUGAGAUCUUGUCCAAAGGCCCGUGACAAAGCAGAUCUGGACCGCGUGUAGCAUCGACGUUGUAG
Vitrella brassicaformis is the source of this 1047-nucleotide messenger RNA. Lineage: Eukaryota; Vitrellaceae. The record is from the annotation of a GenBank genome assembly.